This is a messenger RNA of Desarmillaria tabescens, 720 nucleotides long. RefSeq lists its product as uncharacterized. The annotation marks the transcript as partial. Gene Ontology annotation, molecular function: flavin adenine dinucleotide binding; electron-transferring-flavoprotein dehydrogenase activity. Gene Ontology annotation, cellular component: cytoplasm. The transcript has 6 exons. The record is from RefSeq and is a predicted model, not a curated record. NCBI's taxonomy places the organism in Eukaryota, Fungi, Basidiomycota, Agaricomycetes, Agaricales, Physalacriaceae.
GAGUUCGCGACAGACAUUGCUGCGGUAUAUCCGAAGAAGAAUAUCACUCUGCUUCAUUCGAGGAACAGGCUGCUUCCUCGGUUUGAUGAGGGGACGCAUCUUGAGAAUACUUCGACUCACCGGGCCAUAGUUCUCCAGUCCACGGAAUCUCUGGGUAUUGAGGUAAUCCUCGGCGUGCGUCUAGACAUGCCCUUCGCCGAUAAAUGCAACGAGCGAGAGCAGCGCAUGGUGAAGACCCUGUCGGGGAGAGAAAUUGUCGCCGAUCUAAUAUUACUUUGCACUGGCCAAAAGCCGAAUACCGUCUUGCUCAAAGACAUGAACCCUCACACUAUCGACGUCAAAACAGGAUUGGCGCAGAUCUCGCUAGACGGAAGGUCCGACCCCGGACAAGACCAAGGGCAGGAGACUACUCAAUAUCCGCACAUAUUUGUUAUAGGAUAUGCUACAGACGCUUUCGGUGCCAUCAAACCUGGACAUAACGCCUAUUUCCAGGCUUCAGCGCGGAAUGUUCUUAGACUUAUCAAUGGCAGCGAGAAGCCGCUAGAGCUAUAUACGCUUGGUUCGCCGACUAUCAAAGUCUCGUUGGGAGUUACCAAGGGUGUGUACCAGAUAGACGGUAUCAUUGGUGUGAAUAAUGAUGGCGUUGAGGACUUGCAGGCUUCUGCUGUAUGGGCGUAUUAUGGUAUUCGAGUGGAAGACGAGAAGGAGAUGUAUGAUUAG